Vombatus ursinus (common wombat) is the source of this 4000-nucleotide messenger RNA. Its product is annotated as protein-L-isoaspartate O-methyltransferase domain-containing protein 1. The coding region runs from base 561 to 1634 and encodes 357 amino acids. The transcript is spliced from 6 exons. Gene Ontology annotation, molecular function: protein-L-isoaspartate (D-aspartate) O-methyltransferase activity. Gene Ontology annotation, biological process: protein modification process. The record is from RefSeq and is a predicted model, not a curated record. NCBI's taxonomy places the organism in Eukaryota, Metazoa, Chordata, Mammalia, Diprotodontia, Vombatidae. Gene Ontology annotation, cellular component: cytoplasm.
AGUUGGUAUAAAUCUGUAUCUAUAGUUCUGCUAUCUUUCCAGAGCUACAGACCUAAUGAUUCCAACUGCUUAUAAAAACAUUUGUGUUUGAGGUGUCAGCAUAUUUCAUAAGUAGGUUCAUCUUAUUUCCUUCCCAGACCUGCCCUCCAGAUGAUUUUCUUAAACUGCAAGUCUGACCAUCUCACUGGGCUACUGCCUAAAUUCCAGUGGGUCCUUUAGGGAAAAAUACAAAACUCUCAUUUUGUAUUUAAAACUCACCAGUACCUGGUCCCAACAUAUCUUUUCAGCCUUAUUUUAUUUCAUUUCAGUCCUUUUCCCAAACUUUAUGUUCCUACCCUAACUGGAUUUUGUGCAGGUCCUCACAAAUAACAUUCAGUUUUCUAGCUCCAUGCUUUUGCAUUGACUCUCCCCCAUGCCUCAACCUCUGCUUCUAAGAAAGGAUUAACUCUUUUUUGAGAUUUAAUGCUUUGUUGAAAGAAACAGUCAAGUCUUUUUACAUUGGCUCUUUGGACAUAUUCUGCUAAUGUUUUUCAAAUUUCUAAUUUAAUUUGAAUAUCAUCAUGGGAGGAGCUGUGAGUGCUGGGGAAGACAAUGAUGAUUUAAUUGACAACUUAAAAGAAGCUCACUACAUUCGUACUGAAAGAGUGGAGCAAGCAUUCAGAGCUAUUGAUCGAGGAGAUUACUAUUUGGAAGGCUACAGGGACAGUGCUUACAAAGACUUAGCUUGGAAGCAUGGAAACAUUCACUUAUCAGCACCUUGUAUUUAUUCUGAAGUAAUGGAAGCAUUGAAACUUCAACCAGGAUUGUCUUUUCUUAACCUGGGAAGUGGAACCGGAUAUUUGAGUACAAUGGUGGGCUUAAUUUUAGGUCCUUUUGGAAUAAAUCAUGGAAUUGAGCUUCACUCAGAUGUGGUGGAAUAUGCCAAGGAAAAACUCGAGAGCUUCAUCAAAAAUAGUGAUAGCUUUGAUAAAUUUGAGUUCUGUGAACCAGCAUUUGUGGUUGGUAACUGCCUCGAGAUAGCAUCUGAUAGUCAUCAGUAUGACCGGAUUUAUUGUGGAGCUGGUGUCCAGAAAGACCAUGAAAACUACAUGAAAAUAUUAUUGAAAGUGGGAGGUAUUCUUGUCAUGCCUAUAGAAGAUCAGUUAACUCAAAUUAUGCGAACUGGACAGAAUACCUGGGAAAGUAAAAACAUUCUUGCCGUUUCGUUUGCUCCAUUAAUACAACCAAAUAGGAAUGACAAUAGCAAACCAGAUUCAGUGGGAUUACCCCCAUGUGCUGUCAGGAAUCUACAAGACUUGGCUAGGAUUUACAUUCGGCGUACACUUAGAAACUUCAUAAAUGAUGAGAUGCAAGCCAAGGGUAUUUCUCAGAAGGCUCCUCCCAAAAGAAAAAGGAAGAAGGUUAAACAGAGAAUUAACACAUACGUAUUUGUGGGCAAUCAACUUAUUCCUCAGACUCUAGACAGUGAGGAUGAGGAAAAAAUGGAAGAAGAUCACAAAGAAGAGGAAGAGAAAGACCAUAAUGAAGCCUUGAAGCCAGAGGAACCACCUCAAAAUCUAUUGAGAGAGAAAAUCAUGAGAUUACCCCUGCCUGAAUCUUUAAAAGCAUACUUGACAUACUUUAGGGAAAAAUAACUCAUGUGAAGUAGAAAGGAUGCCUACUGAUAAUUCCUUUAUUCUUGAAAAUGUAGCAUUUGUUAUAAGUAGAUCAACAGAUACAAUUGUGGCUUUCAUUAAGACAGAAUUACAAUGAAAAAGCAUCGCCAAUUUCUGUCUUAGAAUAAGGAAGACUUAAAUUUAAUAGUGAAAAUCCCUUUUAUAAAAUCUAUUUUUCUUUAAAUUUUGAAAAAAAUGCUGUUUUAACCUAGAGAGGUAUUCCAAACUAAUCAAGAUUUUGUGCAUGGUAAAAAAAAAAAAAAUUAAUCCUAACAAAUUUGUAUUGGGUGAAGGGUAGAUGAAAUUUUAUAUCUGCUUAAGUAAUAAUUUGUUUAUGUAUUCUGGUUUGAGUGGCUAUUGUUGGCAUUUUUUUCUAGGAAAGAUUUUAAAACGUGAAGCCCUACUUCUAAUAGUGUCAGCAAACUCUUUGUAGACUUAUUUACUAUACUUUUGUUGCAAUCAUUAUUGCUGGGUUGUUAUAGAUGUAUUCAGGGUAAUACAUAAGUGCAAUAACUGAGUACAGAUACUGAAUAAGUUGGCUUUAAUAAAAAUACAGUGUCUCUGGUACAGACAGCCCUGCUACUUUUGUAUUUGUAGCUACUGCCAAAAGAUACAGGGGGUGGGAAAUUACUGUUUCUCUCAUAGAGACAACUUAUGGGAACAUCAUGCUAAUAUUAAAGCAAAUAAUAGAGUUAAUGUAGCUCUUAGUUUGUAUGAAUAUGCUACAGUUUUAAAAUGAGAUCCAGUUCUUGAGAAUUUUAGAAGAUCAUAUUGAGUUCCUUUUUAGUUCAUGGCAUAGUUAUUACACAUUUGAUAAAGAAAAAGUGAUUGUUCUACAUUUAAUAUUUUAAUAGAGUAGGAAAUGAAGAAAUAUUAGCUGUUCUUUAUUAGAUCAUUGUAAUAGCAGGGCCUAUUAGUUUUGUUAAGCAGAUGCACUUUAGUAAGUGGAACUUAAACUUCUGAGUAUUUUUAUUUUACAAGGUAGGGCUACGUGGGCGUUUAUAUGCUUCUGGACACAACUUUCAAGUAUAAAACAAUUUUCACAGAGAUCUUAAUACAUUCAUUUGUUUUUUGCUUUUGUGUAUGUAUGUAUGUGUGUGCGUGCAAAUUUAGGUUAAGAGCCAUAGGAUAACUUGGGACCUACAGUGUGCUCAUUGGACUCCUUUCCUUUUUUUUUCUUUUUAUUUGUUUGGAAAAGUUAUUGGAAUUUUCACCUUAGCUUAUGGAUUGCCCCCCCCCCUUUUUUUUAGCCUGCCUGAUGUUGGAAUCUUAGUUGUGGCAUAUCAGUGAAAAAUUAGUUAGAAAAUUUAGUAAAAUGUGUUGUAAAAGCCACUAUGAACAGAAUUAUUUUGUAUAUUGGGCCCAAUGGAAGUCAUUCCUUAGCAGGAAAACUUGCAUGUUAAGUAAUUACUACUGAAAUGAUAGUAUUACAUCAAUUUUAUUUUUAAAUAAUGAAACACAGUACAUUGCCCUGUUAUUACCACCAGCAGCAUCACAGUUUAAAUAUGUACUGAUUUUAUUUGCUUAAGGAAACUAGCCAAUAUGAACAUGGUAUAACAGGUUUAUUAUCUGCCUAUAAAGUUUCAAACAUUAGUAAUAACACAUAAAUAUACAAAUUUAGCUCUACUGUACAUAAUCUAAAAUUAAGUAUGUAGAGUUUUAAGUUUCACUUGCCUACUUCACUUGUUUCACUUAUAAAUAAAAGUAUCUUAGUGAUACUUAAAAGGUAAUUUCCCGAAAGAUCUAUGUUUUGUAUCUGUGAGGGAAUAUAGAUCUUCAUGGUCUUUCAACAAAAUUGAAUAAACUAUGUAAAUGCUAUUGGAAAAUAAUAUUCUAGCAAAUUUUAUUUACUAGAAUUACACUUACAGUUUUUUUUAAAUAGGCAGUUAGUUGCAUUUAGAAGUUUUUAUAAGCAGUAGUAUAUUAGGGCAAAUUUUGAAAUAUUGCUUAGUUAUCGGGUCUUUUCAUUUGGAUAUUUUAUUUCUGAUAAAGUUUAAAUCUUAACUUCCAGUUGCCCACCUAUUUUCUAGAUGAUGUGGGGAAAUUUACAUUUUGAUCCUUAUCUUUUUUUUGGAGCCCGAAGCCAAUAUGUAAAAGUACAAAGAUGUUCAUUUUAAUGAUCACCUCUUCAAGAAGAAAGCUUUCUUAAAGGAUUGCAUGUGAAGACUGACUUUUUUUCAUUGCAUUUCAUUAUGUUGUAUACUUGAUAAGAUGGAUAAUAGAUAAGCAGGAUUACUCUGUGUUUAAUGUUUGUCAUUGAAAUUUUUUUAAAGGUGCAUUCAUUUUACAUUUGCAAAUUUAUUGCCUUUAAAUAAAGACUUAGAAAUACAAUAUUAAAAUUAAAA